Messenger RNA from Brassicogethes aeneus, 1672 nucleotides. The record is from the annotation of a GenBank genome assembly. Lineage: Eukaryota; Metazoa; Arthropoda; Insecta; Coleoptera; Nitidulidae.
GGCGAAAUUAAAAGGUGGGAGUAGAAAAAAUAUUUUAAUUGUCUGUUGUGAAGUUGGCAACACCGUAACAGAGAACAGCUGUUCUAAAACCAGUGUUGCCCAUAGGUAGAGAAUUCUCCACUAUUUUGAUUGUAGGAUAAUUUGAUAGAUAAUCGGAGACUUUUGUUAUUGUAGAGGAAAAAAAUAUCAAUAUCCCAUUGGAAACACUGAUUCUAAUAUCAAAAUAUAACUAUAGUUAUGGCCACCCUGGUUAUGGCAUUGACCAGCACAGAUUAUAAAGGUUGACCAGGUUAUAGGUAGUUGUUAUUUGUUAUAUGGUUAUAGUGUUUGUUAUGAUUUAUCCUAUACUGUUUGUCUAGGGAACUUGUAAAUUAUUCGUAUAAAAAAUUUAAUGCUUCUACACGUGUUUGUUUGAAUAUUGAAUCCAGAUUAAUAUUCAUAUGAUUCAAUAUUUUGUACGCCAAAUAAUUAACGAAAUACAAAACGUUAAUUUGCGUUCUGUAGGGUUUGGCGCUCAUUUCUUACAAACUAUGGGCGAAACUUAUUUUUCGGUGUAAAAACCCUGUCAAGCUUGCAACUAUUCUUUUAUCAUUAAAUAUAGGCAGUAGAGUUUCCAUACACAAUGGAGCCAAUAAUCGUUAAAAAAGAACCCAAAGAACCAGUUGAUGGUUCUGUAGGUGAUAUUUUGAUGAAUUACAAUAAAUCAAGACCAACCUCUGCUGACCAAGAAAUUCCUUCAACCUCUGAGAUAGCAAUAAAACAAGAAAGCAAAGAGGAAUUGAAUAAUUAUGACAACCCCAUGGAUGAUGAUGAAUUGGAGGUGAAAAAAGGAUUAAAAACAUCCAGAGAUGAAGAAGUUAAAGUGAAAUUUGAAGGCAAAGAAGAAAUGUUGCUUGACAAAGGAUUGGAAGAAAGUUACUGUGAUUAUCCUGAUCAUGUAGAUGAAAGUGACCUUUUAACAUGCAAUAUUAAGGAAGAAGAAAGAGACAGUGACUUUGAGGAGGAUUAUCAUGGGGUUAAAUUUGAUGAGGAAUCAAGGACCGACAGUGACGUUGUAAAUAAAAAACUACUUGCAAAAAAAGAUGUACUGGGAAAACUUAAAUGCAACAACUGUGCUUAUGUAACUAUAAGAAAAGAUCAUUUUAGAACACAUUUAAAUAUGCACAACAGAAAAAAAUACUUAAAAUGCCAUUUUUGUGAGUAUAAGGCUGCUACAUUACAAUCUUUAAAUGCACACGUCUUAAGCAAACAUAAGUCGGAAAAUAAAGGAGAAAAUGAAAUAAAAAUAACAAGUAAAAUACAUACAUGCCCGAAAUGUGCAUAUUCAACUGUUAUUAAAUCUCAUUAUGAUAGACAUGUAAAAGUUUGUUUGAAAUUAAAAAAUGUGAGAUGGUAUAAAUGUCAUAUUUGCAACUAUAAAACCAUCCUAAAAAGUAAUUUAAAUAGUCAUAUCAAAAAUCACAAUCAAAUAAAACAAUUGAAAUGUUUAUUCUGUCAAUAUCAAAGCAAUAGAAAAUCCAGUGUGGACAACCACAUUCUAUUUAAACAUUCGGAUUUAUUAAAUGAAUCAAAUCAAAAUUUAAUCACUUCCAAAGUACACUGUUGCCAACAUUGUAAUUUUAAAACCACACAUGCAAGUGAUUUAAAAAGACAUUUAAAUCAUAAUCAUUGA